AUGUUGACAUUCAACAUGGCGGCAUGUCGUCAGUGCUGUGCUGUGUCGUGCUUGUGUCAUUGUUAGUUUAGGACACUUCUGAAACCAAGGCUCACUGUAAAUUCUACAUUUAAAAGCUGAAGAAGGAAACGUUACUAUAGAAAUAUUGAAAGAACACAAUCAGACUCAGCACGCAUUGAAGACAUCUGAGGAUUUUCAAGUCAACAUUUAUCCUUUAAAAUCUCCUAUGUUUUUGAUUUACUCCUUUUAUAAGGGAUGACUGAUGUUCAAAGAGAAACACAGUUGUUCUAGUGCACGCUAAAUUGAUCAUAAAUCAGCAUUAACUGCAUCGUUCAUAUGUAUAUUAUAUACACAACAAGCCUUGUGAGCAAGAGAUAGGUGAGCAAAUACAGUGACCGUGAUUGUGAUUGCGGCUGAGAUUGUGCUGCUCCGCUUGGUUGCUAGAACAUCUUUAACUGCGUUCAAAGAGUGCCAAGUUUGUAUGGAGUCCAUCGUGGUACUCUGAUAAAUAAUUCUCUCACAAUAACGCGUUAAAGUAUUCUGAAGAGACCUCACUUCCACUUUCUGGUCACGAAGAAGCCUGCAUUUCUGCAGCAUUUCAAGGAGCCACUCUUCCUCUUCAUUAAGUUCUUGUAACAUUAUUAAUAGUGAACAAAGAUAUAAGGUACCAAGAACCGUUCUGUGAUAUCUAUGUUAAACACUUAAAUAAUUGAAAAAGACUAAAAAUUUCUAAAUAUAAGUAUAUAUAUUGUGGGGUGAAACACAAAAGUGUAAACAAGAAAUUAAGUAAUUGUUUCAAGAGAAGAAGAGUUGAAUUAUACGUAAAUAUUAACACAUAACACUGCGCAAAUUGAGAAGACAAUGUCCAACAAUCCUCAGUGGAAAACGUUCCAGCCGCCAAUCAUGAACUCUGACCCAGCAAUACUCGACUAUAAGUCUAUGGCUAUACCAAGUCCUAAAGCCAUAACGGAAUAUCAGCCGACAACUAAUAAUUAUCGAAAUGGUACCAAUUACAGUGGUGAUCAUAUAGUUUCACCUCCUGAAUGUAAAAAUUCUACUAACUACGGAAGUUAUCCUGGUACACAGUCAUCACCACGCAAUGGCGCUACAAGAUUCCCGUUUGAAUUUACGGGUAUGGAGACAAAUGCUGGGUAUACAAACGAACCUGCCACCAGUAAUUCCACCUAUCAGGAUCAAUCUGCGAAUCAAGGAACACGGGAAACUGGUAUAAUUGAGAAAUUAUUGCAUUCUUACGGAUUCAUACAGUGCUGUGAAAGACAGGCAAGAUUGUUUUUUCAUUUUAGCCAAUUUAGCGGUAAUAUUGAACAUUUGAAAAUUGGAGAUGCGGUAGAGUUUGAAAUGACUUACGAUCGACGAACAGGCAAGCCCAUUGCAAGCACCGUUAGCAAAAUUGGUCCAGUGUCAUUAGGUGAUCAAAGAUGCAUCGGUAAUGUAACCACAGAGUUACAAGCAAGUGGCGAUUCGGGACGUAUCACUUUCGAAUACCGUGGAGAAUGUUUUUUUCUGCCAUAUACCAAAGAUGAUGUUGAGGGAAACGUCACCUUACGAACUGGUGAUAAAGUAUCAUUUCAAGUUGCAAAUAAUCAACGAGGAGUCUUGAAUGCAUGUAAUGUAAGGCUGGAAAAUCCAGCACAUCCAGUUCGUUAUCGCGGAGUGGUAUGCUCAAUGAAAGAAAAUUUUGGUUUUAUCGAGCGUGCUGAUGUAGUCAAAGAAAUAUUCUUCCACUUUAGUGAAGCUAAAUCUAUGAAAGAAGAACUUAGGCUAGGAGAUGAUGUGGAGUUUAUAAUACAAACGCGCAAUGGGAAAGAGGUAGCUUGCAACAUUACAAAGUUACCACCCGGCUCAAUUGUAUUUGAGGAAGUCAGUAACGAAGUGGUAAAAGGCCAAGUGUUGAAACCUUUGGAGAGAGGUAAUGCUGCUCGUCAUCAAAAUGAUCCAUUACCUGGUCGUAUUCGAUACAGAGACAGUGAUCAUUCUGAAGUUGAAGUGCCCUUUGGCGAUAAAGAUCAAAAGGGUGACUUUACUCUUAGGCAUGGGGACUGGGUCCAAUUUCGUAUUGCAACAGAUACUAGAGAUCAGCUCAAAAGAGCUACAGAGAUAAUGUUAUUACCAGAAUCUUUCACUGUAUCUGGAGAAAGACGCGAGCAAGGUGUAAUACAAUCUCUCAAGGAUGGUUUUGGCUUUAUUCGUUGUGUAGAAAGAGAGCCCAGACUUUUCUUUCAUUUUAAUGAGGUUCUUGAUGUUGAUAGAGAAAUUAGUGUAGGAGAUGAAGUUGAAUUUACAGUCGUACAAGAUCCGUCAUCAUCAUUCUCUAAUACUCGACAAAGUGCUAUUAGACUGAAACAUUUGCCAAUGGGUACCGUAACAUUUCAAACUAUUAUAGAAAAAGAUAUAUUAGGUACUGUAGCACAAGACACAAAUUCGAUGGAACCUGGUCUCAUUAAUUAUGGCCAGCAGAAAAGCAUUAUUUUCUUCUCCAAAGAUUGCGAUCCUAAACAUAUUCCAAAAUUGGGUGAUAAGGUAAUGUUCAAUAUUGUUCAAGUGAAACGAAAUAAAGAACUUGUUGCUGAAGACAUAUUUUUAGUAAAUGCCGCUGGUGAAAAAAUUCAAAAUGUUAACAAAAAAUCAAAUGGACAAAUAUGUCAAGGUUUUAUUGCCGCCCUUAAAGACGGGUUUGGCUUUAUUGAGACAGUAAAUCAUGAUAGAGAAAUAUUUUUUCACUACAGUAAUUUUGAAGGCGACGCUAGUACAUUGGAAUUAGGAGCCGAUAUCGAAUGUACAAUUAGUAAUUCGAGCAAUGGAAGAGGUUCUGGAGGUUGUGUAGCUGCUGAUCAUGUUAAACUGGUAUCUCGCGGAAGUAUUCCCAGGCCAACACCUGUUAGUGAGGUACUCGACGGUACUGUAGUGCGACCACUGCGAAGUGCAAAUCCCGAGCAAACUGAGUACGCUGGUUUGAUCAAGAUUAAUCCAACUAAUGAAGAUGAGGAGACGCCAGAAUAUGAAUUCGGAAUCAUGGGACUUUCUAACAAACGGGAGCUAUUGCAGGCUGGCGAUCCUGUGCAAUUACAGGUCGAUUCAGCAGGUCAUGCUUGUAACAUCAUAGCCGUCAGGAAAAAAAGAAGAGCUACUGUGGACGCGAUGAAGGGUCCUUUCGGCUUUCUCGCUUACGAAGUCGAUGAGGGCAGAAAAUUAUUCUUCCAUGUAAGUGAAGUUCGAGAUCAUGUUACGCUGCAGCCGGGAGAUCAGGUAGAAUUCGUUUUGGUUACUAAUCAACGCACUGGUAAAUCGUCAGCAUGCAACGUAACUCGAUUAAGUGAUACAGUUCAGCAACGACCCGAGCGAUUAAUAAGUCGAUUACGUACUACAUCGCUAGAAGAUUCAGGCCCAAAAUUAACUGUGGUCAGGCAACCAAGAGGGCCUGAUGGUACGCGUGGAUUCAACCAGGAAAGAUGUCAGCGUAUUCCUGGUGCCAUAGAAGAAUAAUGCACCUGGGCAGCUAAUGAGAUUGGGCUAUUAAUUAUUCAAAUUGUAAUCUACAAUUGUUUUUAGUCCAUACACUUCGAGAUUACUAUUGUAAACAUGGUCGUAAACGUUUGCCAAAUUCAGACUAAUGUGACAACAAUAAUUAUAAAUGAUAAUAAUCUGAAAAUGGAUAGUGACCAAGGGCCGAAAUAAUAUAAAAGUAAAAUGAAAACAAAAAAUGAACAACGAUUCAUUUUAUCACCUCAUAAAGGGAGGAAAAACGGGAGAAAAAAAAGGCGAUUUGUCUUACAUUCAGAUGUUAGAUUUUAUUCUAAUACGUAAUUGGUUUCUCUCUUUAGUUAAUUUCCCACAUCUUCAUGAAUUUAUUA
Atta colombica is the source of this 3872-nucleotide messenger RNA. RefSeq names its product cold shock domain-containing protein E1 (gene Unr). The transcript is spliced from 12 exons. Gene Ontology annotation, molecular function: nucleic acid binding. The coding region runs from base 862 to 3504 and encodes 880 amino acids. NCBI's taxonomy places the organism in Eukaryota, Metazoa, Arthropoda, Insecta, Hymenoptera, Formicidae. The record is from RefSeq and is a predicted model, not a curated record.